This is a messenger RNA of Teleopsis dalmanni, 1047 nucleotides long. It is a transcript of the gene Rap2l, whose product is annotated as ras-related protein Rap-2c. NCBI's taxonomy places the organism in Eukaryota, Metazoa, Arthropoda, Insecta, Diptera, Diopsidae. Gene Ontology annotation, biological process: Rap protein signal transduction; negative regulation of cell migration. The coding region runs from base 197 to 745 and encodes 182 amino acids. Gene Ontology annotation, cellular component: plasma membrane. Gene Ontology annotation, molecular function: GDP binding; GTP binding; GTPase activity. The record is from RefSeq and is a predicted model, not a curated record. The transcript has 4 exons.
AAUAAUAAAUUGCAUUUAAUUCGUAUAAUCGUAAUAAAUCGUACAAAAAGUAUAUUUCGCGUGGUAAAGUACGGUUUAAUUUAUAUAAAAAUAUCUAAUAGUUAAGUUUUUUGCUCAAAGAGCAUUCAACUUGGCCUUUUUUGUCCGCUUGCAACGGACUUGGCCAAACUGGAAGAGUAUUGCACUUGUCGCAGAAAUGCGGGAAUUUAAGGUUGUCGUCUUAGGCUCUGGUGGUGUGGGUAAAUCUGCUCUUACCGUGCAAUUUGUUUCAGGAUGCUUUAUUGAGAAAUAUGAUCCCACAAUUGAAGAUUUUUACCGAAAGGAGAUUGAGGUUGAUAAUUCUCCUUGCGUUUUGGAAAUUUUAGAUACUGCUGGAACAGAGCAGUUUGCAUCAAUGAGAGAUUUAUAUAUAAAAAAUGGACAUGGAUUUAUUGUAAUGUAUUCAUUGACAAACCAUCAAACCUUUCAGGAUAUUUCAAGCAUGAAAAAUGUAAUAACUCGUGUAAAAGGAAGUCAGCCAGCACCAAUUUUACUAGUCGCCAAUAAAUUUGACUUAGAUUGCCAAAGAGAGGUUUCAACAGCUGAAGGAAACGCUUUAGCACAAUUAUGGGAAUGUCCGUUUAUUGAAGCAUCCGCAAAGGAUAGAAUAAAUGUAAAUGAAGUCUUUGCAACCAUAGUCCGAGAAAUGAAUAUUACACAAGAAAAGCGCCAGAAAAAAACAUACUGCUGUUGUACACUUUUAUAGAAAUUUUAAACAAUUUUUUAAAUGUAAUAUUAGCAAAAAGGAGUAUAUUUGUAUAUGCCAAUUAUAUAGAUGAUAAAAUUAUGUAUAACCGAACUUAUUACAUCUUAAUAAUGUAAAGAGUAAUAAUAAAUUUAAUAUUUUUUAUUAAAAAAAAAAUUUUAAAAAAAAUAUAUAUAUAAUAAAUAAAAGUAAAUAUAUUAGUAUAUAUAUACUUUUAUGAAUAAUAAAUAAAUAAAUAAGAAUGUAUCACUAAUUUUAAAGAAAAAAAAAAGUUUUAUACUCUAUAUAGUAUUUAUAAUUUU